Naegleria fowleri is the source of this 1164-nucleotide messenger RNA. RefSeq lists its product as uncharacterized. Gene Ontology annotation, biological process: tRNA pseudouridine synthesis. Bases 1 to 1164 code for a protein of 387 amino acids. The transcript has a single exon. Lineage: Eukaryota; Heterolobosea; Eutetramitea; Acrasida; Naegleriidae. Gene Ontology annotation, molecular function: pseudouridine synthase activity; RNA binding. The record is from RefSeq and is a predicted model, not a curated record.
AUGUUGAAAAACCUGUGUACCAUCAACAACCAUUUCAAAAAAUUAUCGGGCAGUCAUGUUAACCUUCGUUUUUCUGUAAUACCUAACACAAUUACCAACUCGGAACGACUGCCCAAAACUAACAAUAAUUUAAUGCGAUUAUUUUCAACAACAGUCCGAAACCUCUCCAAUAGCACAACAUCCAAAUCGAUACGAUAUAAAUUAAUAUUUCAAUACAAAGGAACAAAUUUUGAAGGUUAUCAAAAACAAAAUAACAAGGGUCAAGCAAGAGGAAAUACUGUUCAACGAAACAUUGAGGAAGCUCUCCACAAAUUCUUUAAUACAAAUUCAAUUUAUGUUGUGGGAAGCUCUCGAACCGAUGCUGGAGUCCAUGCUCUUCACAAUACAUGCCACUUUGAUGUAGAUAGAGAAAUAAUUGAGAGAAGAAAAAAUCAUUCUCUAAAAAGCAUUGUUUUUGGUGUAAAUUCUUACCUGAGAGACCUAGAUAUUGUGAUUUGUGCAUGUGAGCAAAAAGACAAUACUUUUCAUUGUCGUCAUAAUGUCAAAGAACGAGAAUAUCAAUAUAGGGUUCUACUUGUUGGACCAAAACCAGAUAUUGCUUACAGAGUACCUUUCAUACAAGACCAGUUUUACCUCGUGAAUGGUGUACCGAUCUCUGUGGGUGAAAUACCUGAUUUUAGUGGGACUCCCAUGUCUCUAGACACACAUUUCAACAUUGAAGCUGUGCGAGAGGCAUGCUCAUAUUUUGUUGGAACUCAUAAUUUUAAUAAUUUUUGUAGGUCUGAUCUUCCCGAGAGAAUAUCUCGGAUGAAGACAGUUCAUUUGGUUGAAGUACAAGAACAUUCGAUUGGACAGGAUCAGACAUUGAGCCCGUUGCACUUUUCGGCUGCAAAAUGUCGAGAAAUAAGAUUUGUGAUUCGUGGAAAAUCAUUUCUUCACAAUCAAGUCCGAAUCAUGGUGGAUGCUUUGAUUAAGGUUGGUCUGAACAAGAUCUCACCGUAUCGAAUCAGGAGUGCACUUGAGAAUCCUUAUAUUAAGUUCCCUGAAAAGGGAUGCGUUCCUCCUCAUGGUCUAUAUCUAACAAACGUUGUGUACAACACCCCUGAAAAUAAUCCAAGCGAAGAACAUUCAGAUCACGAAGACGACGAAGAGGGUUCUGAAUAA